CAGUUUUGUGUGUCAUACUUUAUGUGCUGCCAGCAAGACAUACUUGCUGACUGCAAAUAUUUUUUCAGAUUUACAGACCCUGUCUGCAGAUAUUUGAAAUUUUUACCUGGCAUCUCUGUUGCUCACAGUUGUUUCCAGUAGACUCGUGGUUCAGAUGAAUAGUAUGUCAGUGGCGGAUAUGAGGCUACGAUCCUCGAGCCAAAAACAAGAAAAUACAACAACAACAACAAGAUGAAUAGUAUGUUGAGGAAUUUUUUAAACCUCAAACUCUCAGGUAUCAAUUAUGUAAUAAGUCGACAGUUUCACGUUACGAUUGUUUGCAAUGAAAUCCGCAAGCUUGCCCGAUUACGUGUCGUGGAUAACAGUGAAAUCGGUAAGCUGGCGAUGGCCGAAGGGAAACCACCUAAAUGCAUUCACGUGUAUAACAAAAAAAUGGUUGCAAAGGUGGGCGAUAAAGUGCUGGUAGCAAUCAAAGGAGAAAAGAAAAAGGCUAUUCUUGUAGGAUGUAAACAACGACAGCAACCGAAAAUUCCUAAAUUUGAUAGUAAUAACAUUGUUCUGAUUGACGAUAACGGUACACCUCUCGGUACCAGGAUACAUGUACCGAUUCCGACUAUACUGAGAACGAUUCUUAAACAAAAGACACAAUCCAAAGGAGCAGACUACACCAAAUUGCUAGGAAUUGCCAGCAGAUUCGUUUAAUAUACCACUAGAUAAGAACACAUAUUGCAAAUAUAAAACAUUUUAUUAAACA
Malaya genurostris is the source of this 754-nucleotide messenger RNA. It is a transcript of the gene mRpL14, whose product is annotated as large ribosomal subunit protein uL14m. Gene Ontology annotation, biological process: translation. NCBI's taxonomy places the organism in Eukaryota, Metazoa, Arthropoda, Insecta, Diptera, Culicidae. The coding region runs from base 232 to 702 and encodes 156 amino acids. The record is from RefSeq and is a predicted model, not a curated record. Gene Ontology annotation, molecular function: structural constituent of ribosome. The transcript has a single exon. Gene Ontology annotation, cellular component: mitochondrion; ribosome.